This is a messenger RNA of Ornithodoros turicata, 6397 nucleotides long. RefSeq names its product MOB kinase activator-like 2 (gene Mob2). Lineage: Eukaryota; Metazoa; Arthropoda; Arachnida; Ixodida; Argasidae. Gene Ontology annotation, biological process: signal transduction; positive regulation of protein phosphorylation. The coding region runs from base 204 to 1112 and encodes 302 amino acids. Gene Ontology annotation, molecular function: protein kinase activator activity. The record is from RefSeq and is a predicted model, not a curated record. Gene Ontology annotation, cellular component: cytoplasm; nucleus. The transcript is spliced from 5 exons.
CGUCACAGAACUUCGUCUGCUGCGGAAUCGGUACAGUGCGCUUGUGUUCGGUGUGUGUUUUGAUGGUUUCGUCAGCGCGUUAGUAUUGUUCUCGUCUGGACUAUGUGAUUCACACGCGCAUGACAACCUGUCCGAGUUCACCGUGUGCUUUGCAGUAGCAGAUAACUUCAUUUGCAAAUACGUUCGCGAUGGCGUGACGACACAUGCUACAAUGCAGACGGUUGUGGAGUAAAUGUCCUGUUGUCGCUCGGCGCUGGCGAAUGUGCAUUUUGCCACACAUGAAAUACCGCGGAAUGUUUGUCCUGAACUUUGUCUGGAAGGCCCGUCGCAAGGACAAAGAUGCAGCGCCAGCGAAUCAGGAGGAGCCCAAGAUGUACCUGGAGUCCACAGUGUUGGAGUGCACCAUCCCGGAAUCGCGUCUCAGAGACCUUGUGGACUUGCCCGAGGGCUUAGACUACAACGAGUGGCUCGCUUCACACACACUAGCAUUUUUUGACCACAUAAAUCUGCUUUAUGGCACAAUUUCGGAGUUCUGUACCAUGUCGGGCUGCCCUGACAUGACUGGACCAGGGAACAGGCAAUACUUAUGGUUUGACGAGAAAGGGAAGAAGUGCAAGGUGGCUGCACCGCAGUACAUUGACUAUGUGAUGACCUUCACCCAGAAAACUGUGAAUGAUGAAUCACUGUUCCCCACCAAAUUUGAACGAGACUUCCCAUCAUCUUUCGAGUCUCUCGUCAAGAAGAUCCACAGACUCCUACUCCAUGUCCUAGCCCACCUGUACCACGCCCACUUCCGAGAGAUGGUGCUCUUACAACUGCACGGACACUUGCACUCUCUCUUUGCCCACUUCACCCUCUUCAACUACCAUUUCUCCCUCGUCGACCCCAAAGACGCCGAAGUGCUCCAAGACCUCGCAGUCGCGCUAGGACUGUGCCCGCCGAACCCCUCCGAUGGUGCGCUACCCAGUCCGGCAACCACGGAAGAAGACGGCGGCGCCACCACCACGGCGGGGGAACCGGCGGAAACGACGACCGUGGACCCCGUGCCUACGUUUGUCAGUGACUGUGCAAUGGCGGCGUCUGGAGACAGUGCUGUUUCGUGCAUGCAGUAAGGUUGGGUUGUUAGCGAAAGGAGUGAAGAGCAUUUUUAAAACGGGGGAAAAAAAAGGAGCCAUGACGAAGGUACGAUGUCGCCGUGAUGCUGUUGUGUUUGCUAGAGCUUUCAUGCUGUUGCCUUGAAAUACGUGUUUGGCUGUGGGUGUUAGUGCAUUGUCUACCUGUGGAACUUUUGGCAUGUGCUUGGUCACUAGAGAACUCUGCACGGCACAGCUGUCGAUAGCAAAGGUUGCGUCUCUCACCGAAGAUUACUUUUCCUUAGUUUGUCAAGAUUUUCUUCUGAACUAACGUCUGGAGAGAGAGAGAGCAUCUUCAAGCAGCAAGAGACAGGGACAAGAAACACGCACAACAAGACGAUCUGCUUUACUAGCAACUGAGUAAGAGAUUACAACAAACACAUUUCUUCAAAUUUAGAACACACACACACACACACACACACACACACACGCGCGCGCGUGAUCGGAGCACUCUUCUGGGAAAAACUGUUGAGUCAACUUAGAUAUUGAAAUUCUGUUGAUAACAAGUCCACCCACGGCGAACUCAUGGGUAUCUCAGUGCAGGUAUCUCUAAGCAAAUGUAGAGGACAAGUAAUAAGGGAAAUCCAGGCAGCAUUCCUUAUCAAGAGGACUGAUGAAGAUAUCUGCGUGAGUUCACCGUCGGUCGACUUGUUAUCAGCAGAAUUUGCAUAUGACACCUAUGUUCUACGAGCAUAAAAGAAAUGCCUUUGUUGUAAUCUGUUACUCAGUUGCUAGUAAAGCAGAUCGUCUUGUUGUGCACGUUCUUGUCCCUGUCUCUAUCUGCUUGAAGGUUCCCGCUCAGUAUCAACUACCCCACUUCGCAAGUUUGCUGAACUUCAGGGUAAUGUGGGGUAAUCAGAACAGGAGCAUGUCUUUAUUGCAGUUUGUGCAAUCUUUGCAAGAUGUAAAAAUUUCAGUUGCAGUAACAGCUGCCUUUAAUAGAACGUGGCCCUUGCAGUGUGUCGCAAACCUGUGUGUAACAUAGCGAUAAGUUACACUAAUUGCUUGACGACAGGGCACACUUUUAUGCACUCGCAUCGUGGAGCAGGCUGACUUAUGCACACCAAAAGCGUCCAAGAGUUUAAAGGCAGCACUUACUGCUGUGCCUUUGUCGACACGUUUACACUGCUCACGUGCAUAAUAAGUGUGUCCUCUGUUCGAGUAAAUGUGACAGCCACAACAAGAUAGUCAGGUUGCUGUUGCUUUUACUGUUACGAGGUCCUGCAAUGUUUGGGAGAUUGCUGCAUUUUUUUUCCGGGCACAUUAUUAUACCUGGGCAUUUAACUUAGUUUCAAGGCAGAAAGUCUGUCGGUGUCACCAUGUGAGGCUGGCAUUCUCCUCAAUGCAACACGUUGUCCAGAAUCUCUUCCUCCCAUGAUGCCAUCUAGCUGACAGUAUCCAUAAGGCUGCAUGAACUGCAAGCCAUUUGUGACACAUUCUAACUGGCACAGUGUAGUUUUGGAACAGUAUUACACAACACAACAUGCUAAGAUAUUUCAGAAAGCAUUGAGAUCAGAAAGAACUGUAGAUACCACAUUGCAGAGUCAGUCCGUAUGGCUUUAUUUUUGCAUACAUCCACUCAAUCGAACUUUUGCCGAGGGGCGGCAAAAAAGCAUCGGCUUUUCGCAAGCCGACAGAGAUACUACUCAGGAAGAAUGAUGUCUCUACCAUUUCUGCAUAAGUGAGGUUGUCCAGGAGCAGGACCUCCACGUGGGAGUUAACGAACGCUACGUCUAAAAUUCCCGAGCGUGUUCCCACCGGGCACAUCACACGCUGUGCACUGUACUUUGCAUCUGAAGCACAUAGACAGGUUUUCAGCAGAACGGUAGAUUUGCAGUGUGUCGGACAUUUCUAAUACGCAUACGUUAGUCCAGGUUUAAAAUAAGUCCGAUUAGGCACGGACACGUGCAAAGGAAGGAAUAUUUUUUGCAGUAAGUAUGCACGUAAUUUAUAACUCGAACAAUACAGUGUAUGCACUCCCUGAGUUAUCCGGUUGGAGAAUGCGGUUGGAGUGUUCUCUCAUAACUUUUUAUUCGGGUAAAAGUUUAGGGUUAAAGAUGUUCCAUGUAGCUUGCUCGUACAUCUGGAGGGAGUGGGCGCUACGCCGAUGGUUUCAACGUGGUGGACAUUGUGUCUGAAGUAGGCGAACGUAAAGACGGGUUUGUCGAGACUCUUCCAUGUGCUAGAAAAUCAUUGAUCUCGUCUUAGGCAGUGUUUUUCUUUUCUUUUUUUUUCUUUUUUUGUUGGCCAUGCUUCUCGGCAUGCUGUUUCCCUCUUAUAUUUAUUAAUCUGACGUGCGCAAGUGACACGACGCAUCAUCGUAUGGGGAGUGAGGACGCCCAAAUGGUUUUUAUGAGGUUUUUAAUUUAUGCUUGUUUUCGUUGCUGCAGAACAAGGCAAAGCCCUAACAUAGUACGUGUACAUAUCUGUAUUUUUCUUGCCCAACAGAAUGUCUUUCGAUCUUGAUCCCUCUAGCAUCUAUGCACAACGUUGACUAGAUCACGAUCAAGUCUGAUCGGUAGAUUGAUUAUUGGCAGUGUUAUUUCGCAGCUUGCUGAAUAGAUGAAGCAGCGCAACCCGCGUUCGUAUCUGGACACGAGCACAUUGAUGACUAUUUCUCUUCGUAGUGUGAGGGACAGAAUUGAUUGGUUGAAGCUCUAAUCGUUCUAAAUGCGAGAGGGCGUAGUUUUCUUUUUUUUUUUUUUUAGGCACUAAUUUGCUAUAUUGACUUCUUGACGAGCUGCUUUCAUCGUUAUUUAAAUUAUAGGUUAAGUCUUGUUUCCUCCAAUGUGUGUACAUAGCUCUCAAAAACAACACCAACAACUCUAAUUUAUUUUUAUUUUUGUUGUUACAACAUUUGUAUAUAAUUUGCACCAUCUCAAUUAUAGUCUUGUGCUGUUGGAUAGCAUAGUGUUCUUUCCUGAGGUAUUGAAUACACAAAAGUCCAUUAACGAGACUAUUAGAUAGAACUGUCGAAUAAUAAUCUUAGGCAAAAAAAGAAAAAAAAAAUCCAGCGACGGACUUCAUUGUGAACCGACGAGAUGUCAGUAUUGAUGCUCACACAAGACACGAAGCGCGCACAGAGCCUAUUUAGUUAGCAAAAAGAAAAAAAAAACUGAAAAACUUGAAAGAGGAGAUAUACUACAACAGUUCUGAGAAUGUCGCAGCUGCGAGACAAUGAACCUUGGCUUUCAUGUCUCACCAUGUACUUAGAGGCACUUAGAGCGAAGAGAGCAGUAGAAAUCCUGUGGCGGCCAGACGCUAACAAUAAUAACUACAGAGGAACUAUAUAUAUAUAUAUUAUAAAUAUAUAACAUAUAUUGAAAGAGAACCCUAUUACUAUCGUAUAUUCUUCACUUGUAAAUAGGAGAAAAGAAAAAAAAUGGGGCACAUGUUUCGUUUUUGUGGUGGCUGGCCUUUUCUUUGGUAUCGACUGAGCAAGAUGGACUGUGUGUACACUGGCAGAUGGGUAGGUGGUUUGUUCGGGGCGACUUCUUGCAUAAGUGUAUCCAUUGUUGACUGUUCUGUGAAGCACUAUGUAGAUGUACAUAAAUAAUAUAUAGUAAUUAGGAAAAAGGAGGAAAGGCAAGAAGCAUUGUUUGUGGCUGCAUGGCAACGACAGUAGCUUUAUUCCCACCAUUGUCUCCUCGCCUUCCCUUUCCUUUUGUGCUUCCUCUCCAAGCGCUUGUAUUUGCGAUGUGACGAUUUUUUUGUUUUCUAAAACCUCCUCGUUGCUGCGUGUGUGGGACAGUACAAGCUGUGUAAGAAGACCCAGCAACCCCAACAACACCGAAUAUCCUCUGGAUGUACGAAUAAUGUCCUAAGGAAUUCGUACGUCCGAUGGAUAUCCUCAGUAUAUCCAUCGGACGUACGAAUCCGUUAGGGCAUUGUUCGUGCAUCCAGAGGAUAUUCGGUGGUGUUGGAGGAGGGUCAUGCCGGGCGAAGGACUAGUUCAUGCAAUAAGGCAAGGAAAAUUUAGGUAAGGGAGCACAGAAUGAAAGGAAUUCAUCUUUUAUUGGACAGAAUUCCACAUCUGAGCAAGUGUUGUCAGUAGCUUCUUACAAAACGUGCAAGAUCUAGCCGUCAGCCAGGGUAGCAAUGCUUCUUGACCUUUCCCAAGGGGCCUUGUUGAGAACACUCCUGACCUUUGCACGGCUUAGGGAACUAGACAAAUCUAUGUCGAUGCGUGAGUGCUGCUGCUGCUGCUGCUCUCUAUGUGUGACGUGGUCCUCCCCGCGGACCUUGUUGAACUCAGUCGUUGGUGCCUUUGAACUGCGUGCGUCUCACCAACUCCGCCAGAUAUCAUCCAACCCUCAACCACCAGCAGAUUUACUUCCAUUUCACUCUCUACAAUGCACUUUUUUAUUUUCCCCCUACCUAUAGUUCAUUAUGUGCAUCCUGCCAUCCGGAAGGAAGCUGUCAACUGCCUAUCUUGCCACCCCCUGUGCUUUAUUUAUUUUGUAUUUGUGAUUUGUAGGUGCUAUGUAGUGCUUAUUUGGAAGUGUGCAAACCUAUAGUAUACAUGCAGAUUUGUAUGCAAUCGAAUUUUUUUUUGUUUCUUGCUUGAGGAUGUAUUCCGGUCGCAGUUAGAUUUCGCGUUUCCUUUUGUUAUGGCCGAAUUUGACGUGACUCAUGUGAACAGGGGACGGCGAAAGAAAGUCAAGAAUAAGUGAUUUGAUUGUGAAAUUAUGGGAUCAGUUCCACACAAGUGCACAUGUGCAGUGUUUUGGAGCGUCAACAUGCAAAACCUUACGACUUUUCGGUUGCGUACAAACAUUACUACUUUGUGAUAUCACGGUAUUGAGGCAGCUGCCUUUCUCUGUUUUGUUGGAAGUGAAUUAGUGAAUUGGAUGAGUGUCUGUGAUCCUGAAAAGCCAUUCCACGUGUCGAGCACAUUGAUGACUUGUUGACCAUGUGAUUUGUUUGCUGAAUAUUAUACGUGGACUCUCGCGUCGAUCGGCCUGUGCCACGGGUUGGUGACAGUUUUUUUUUCUUUUUUUUUUUUCUUAAUGAUGUUUACUACCGGAGCCAGUUGUACUCAGUGAUUUGUUGUUUGCUGGAGGUUAGGGUUGAAUGGCAUGCUCCCCUUUGUGGUGUCGAAGUGUUUGAAAUAUCAGAGAGCGGUGAGGAUUGUACGGAAGGUUCGCUCUUCGCCUUUGAUAAUCCAUACAGCUGUGCACGCAGUUGGACUUUGUACAUAGAAGACGCAAGUGAAAAAAAUCUUUGAGGGAACUAGUCAAGUACAAUAAAGUUUAGUACAAUGA